AUGGCGGACAAGCCCAAACCGGUGGAUGCUAUGCCGCAGCUCCACAAGGACAUACAGACCCUCGCCGGAAAAGCGCGCCUGACCGAGGCCGUUGCCGACAUCGACGACCUCAUACAGAAGCUCACAGAGGCCAGACAAAGUGUUGCCGGGGCCAAGGAUCCUCACACAGCAACUCUUGCCCUCACCAAGUUGCAAAACCCGGUCAAGGAGGUCUUUGACCGUAUCAAUGUCGAUCUGCGGAACGUGUCAAAGGUCCAGAGGGACCUCGGGAAAGCACUUGACAAGGCGCUCCCCGUCACAAAUAUUCCCACCGACCACGAUGCCAUGGAUGACCAAGCCACCCUGAUAAACCGUGCCAUCGCAAUGCAUCUCCUGCGCGAGGGCCAGUUCUCCGUGGCCAGCACAUUCAUUGCCGAGUCGCGGAACGCUUCAGCACACCAGCGGUUGCGUGCCCGAGAUGGAGACCAAGGUGCUGAGGGCCGUGAUGACAGCAGUCAAGAGACCGAUAUGACGAUAGACUCGGAGGUGGACACCAGGCAGGCCGAUGAGCUCGCCAUGUCGCUGCAGUCCCAAGAGCUCCAGGCCAAGUUCGAGAACAUGUACCACAUACUUCAGGCGCUACGGCGGCAAGACCUGGGUCCUGCGAUCGACUGGUCUCGCUCCCAUUCGACCGAGCUCGAGUCGCGCGGCUCCAACCUGGAAUUUGAGCUUUGCAAGCUGCAAUAUGUUCAUCUGUUUGUGACGGCCGGGCCCGGUGCCGCGUACGAGUACGGCCGCCUCAACAUGUCUCGCUUCCACGACCGACACCUGGUCGAGAUCCAGCGCCUGGCUGGCGCUCUCGUCUAUGCCCCGAACCUGCCCGACUCCCCCUAUGCCUCACUCUUUGACUCGCCCACCGCCUUCCUUGACGCCGCCAACUCCUUCACCCGCGAGUUCUGCUCCCUGCUCGGCCUAUCGGCCGAGUCGCCUCUGUAUCUCGCCGCCACUGCCGGCGCUAUCGCCCUCCCGCGGCUGGUCAAGUACAUGAACGCCACCAAGGCUCACGGCGCAGAGUGGACCACUGCCCACGAGCUCGCAUUCGAGACGCCUCUUCCGCACUCGUUCAUGUACCACUCGGUCUUUGUCUGCCCCGUCUCCAAGGAGCAGACGACGACGAGCAACCCGCCCAUGAUCCUGCCCUGUGGUCACGUGCUCGCCAGGGACAGUCUGAAGAACCUGAUCAAGAACGGUCAACGCUUCAAGUGCCCGUAUUGCCCGGCAGAGGGAAAUAUUAAAGACGCUCGGCCUGUCAUCUUGUAG
Messenger RNA from Gaeumannomyces tritici R3-111a-1, 1299 nucleotides. Its product is annotated as sporulation protein RMD5. Gene Ontology annotation, cellular component: cytoplasm; nucleus; GID complex. The record is from RefSeq and is a predicted model, not a curated record. Gene Ontology annotation, biological process: proteasome-mediated ubiquitin-dependent protein catabolic process. Bases 1 to 1299 code for a protein of 432 amino acids. The transcript is spliced from 2 exons. NCBI's taxonomy places the organism in Eukaryota, Fungi, Ascomycota, Sordariomycetes, Magnaporthales, Magnaporthaceae. Gene Ontology annotation, molecular function: ubiquitin protein ligase activity.